AUGGCGUUUGCGGUGAAGGAAAUCAAUCGAAACCCCACCCUGCUGCCAGGAGUGAAGCUGGGCUACCGGAUACAUGACACCUGUGCCAGCUCCUACUGGGCUCAGCGAGUUGCUCUGUCGCUGGUCGGAGGAGACGCACACAGCUGCAACCUGACCCCCUCGACGCCUGCUUCUACAGCCUACGGACAACCUGGAGAGACCGCAACAGCGAGUCAGCCUGUUCCUUUGCUCAUCGGUCCUGACUCAUCAACAACAACCAUAGUUCUGUCCAGGGUGCUGGGGCCUCUUUCUGUGCCAAUUAUCAGCUACAUGUCAAGCUGCCCUUGUCUGAGUGACAGGCUUAACUUUCCUAAUGUCUUCAGAACAAUCCCUAGUGAUAUUUACCAAGCCCGGGCCAUGGCACAAAUGGCCAUUCGCUUCCGCUGGACUUGGAUGGGAGCUGUGAUUAUAGACAAGGACUAUGGUAAACUGGCAAUACAGGCGUUUCAGGAAGCGACGCAUGGGAAAGGGGUGUGUUUAGAGUUCAUAGAGACUGUCCUUAAAGAAACUAUUGCGAGUGAUGCCAGCCGCGUAGCCCUCACCAUUCAAGCUUCGACUGCCAGGGUGAUUCUGGUCUUUUGUUGGUAUACAGAGAUCAAGAAAGUCUUUCUGGAACUGGCAAAGAUGAAUGUGACUGACAGACAGUUUCUGGCCAGUGAGGCUUGGAGCACUAGUGAUGAUCUUCUUCAAGAUCUUGAAGUUUCUAAAGUGGCAAGUGGGGUUCUUGGCGUGGCCAUUCGAAGUUCAACAAUACCCGGAUUUGAAAAUUAUCUCAGGAGUUUGCACCCAACGCGCCGUCCUGAUGAUGAUUUCUUGAGAGAAUUGUGGGAAAAGAAGUUUAGAUGCAGUUCUUUAGCAGGCUCUUCUGAGAAAGGCACUCUGCCCCUCUGCAGUGGGACAGAAUCACUGGAGGGAGUGAAUCAUCCCUUAACUGAUACCUCCCAGCUGAGGGUGGCGUACAAUGUGUACCUUGCUGUUUAUGCUGCAGCUCACGCCCUUCACAGCCUUCUCUCCUGCCCAAGAGAAAGCUCAACUGGAAACAACAGCAGCUCACCCUGCUUUCAUCCAAACCACAUUGAAUCCAAAGAGCUGUUGCAGCACUUGAACAGAUUGAACGUCACCACGCCACAGGGGGAAAUGUUUUAUUUCCAAGGUGGUGACACUCCAGCAAAGUACGACCUUGUCAACUGGCAAAACACCCCGGAGGGGUCACUUAAACUUGUUCUGAUCGGCCGUGUGGACGGGUUCAACAUCCACCUUAACGAAUCAGCCAUUCAGUGGAGCACAGGAUCCAAUCAGGUACCCACUUCGGUGUGCAGAAAGAGCUGCCUCCCAGGUACCCGAAAGGCCAACAGGAAAGGAGAACCUCUCUGCUGCUUUGACUGUAUCCAAUGUGCCGAAGGAGAGAUUAGCAACCAAACUGAUUCCCUUCAGUGUGUACAUUGUCCAUCUGAGUUUUGGUCCAAUACUGAGCGAACUGCAUGCAUCCUUCGCCAGCUGGACUUCCUGUCCUUUAAUGAAACCUUGGGCAUCACCCUGACCGCAGUCGCUGUAUCUGGUGCCACAGUGACAACAAUUGUGUUUGUGAUGUUUCUCUCCUACCGUCAAACACCUGUGGUGCGAGCCAACAACGCAGAACUGAGCUUCCUGCUUCUCCUGUCCCUGAAGCUGUGCUUCCUGUGCUCACUGGUGUUCAUCGGUCGUCCAUCCGUCUGGUCUUGUCGGUUCCAACAGGCAGCUUUUGGGAUCAGCUUUGUACUUUGCGUCUCCUGCCUGCUGGUCAAAACCGUAGUAGUGCUUGCUGUUUUCCGCUCGGCUCGGCCUGGUGCUGGAGCCUUGAUCAAAUGGUUUGGUCCACGCCAACAGAGAGGAAGUGUCUGCCUCUUUACAUCGAUACAGAUUAUCAUCUGUGUGACGUGGCUGUCCCUCAGCCCCCCCAUGCCGCAACGUGAUCUCGGUUUCCAAGGGUCUAAGGUCACCUUGGAGUGCACCAUGGCCUCUGUGGUGGGCUUCUCACUGGUUCUGGGUUACAUGGGUCUGCUGGCUUGCACCUGUCUCCUCCUGGCCUUCCUUGCACGGAAACUACCUGACAAAUUCAACGAGGCCAAACUGAUCACUUUCAGCAUGCUGAUAUUCUGUGCUGUCUGGGUAGCUUUUGUCCCUGCUUAUGUUAGCUCUCCUGGGAAAUAUGUCGUUGCUGUGGAGAUCUUUGCAAUCCUUGCGUCGAGCUACGGUUUACUGUUCUGCAUUUUUGCCCCCAAAUGUUUCAUAAUUCUCUUUAGGCCUGAGAAAAACACUAAAAAACCCUUGAUGGCAAAAUAGUUUUCCUGGGUUGAAGGUUAGUGUGUCUCUCUGUCUGGUGGAGACGGCAGGAUCGGUAUCAUGUAACUGUAAAUGUGUACGCAUUGUGUACAUUCAUUUCAUUAUAAUAAUGUUACAAUACAUUACAGAUCAUUUA
Messenger RNA from Gasterosteus aculeatus aculeatus (three-spined stickleback), 2497 nucleotides. NCBI's taxonomy places the organism in Eukaryota, Metazoa, Chordata, Actinopteri, Perciformes, Gasterosteidae. The record is from RefSeq and is a predicted model, not a curated record.